AACGUCCAUUGAUCGCGAGAAGAAAACAAGACCCGUUUUUCGUUUCUGUUUUUUGCAAAAAUAGUGCUUAAAAGUUUAGCAAAAAGUAGCAAAUUGUAACCGAAAGAUGCUGAUCAGCAAAAAUGUGAAACUUUAAGGUACUUUUAAUUCUCGCCUAAGCAUCCCUGGAAAUUUGUUAAAACCACAUAUAAGGACAUCGUCUCUCUAGCCACACCUACGGUAAAAUACCAUCCGUUCGCCAACCUGGUCAAUAAAUAAGAUGGAACAUGAUCAACCUAUCGAAUCUAGCAAUGCAGAAUCACCGACAGCAAUCACAUCACAACUAAACGUCAACCAAGCGAAAGCGGACGAUAAUCUCAGUAUCAAAUCAUCCGACUCGGUCACAACCAGCGGAGAGUACGAAAUCGUUCCGGAAGCGCCAUCCCUCUCAGACACGGUGGACGGUGCCUGUUCGACUCUUCCCUCACCGAUCAUGAACAUUGUCAAAACGAGCGGUGAAAGUUCUUCCCCCAAGAAGCGCACGAAUCCACAGGAGGAACCGGUUCGUGAUCCGAAACAGGUAUCCGGGGGUGAGCUUCUGAAUCUGAGCGAAUGCUUCGACGAUGAGGAAGUGUUGGUCAGUUUGGUUGCCGUAGCACCGCCGACAAAAUUGGAUGCCAUUUCACCGAUUCUAAACAUCGAAGGCAACGGAAAUGUGAUGGAUUUGGAGAAGAACAUGGAUGAGGUCAUCCACGAGUUAGACGAGGAACGAACACUCAGCGCGAGCGAUGGCGAGCCGGGCAGUGCAAAUAAAACCCCCGUUAAAUCCGCCUCGACCAACAGCAGCAGUGGCAGCAACAGGCCUUUGGUUUCACAGCUGUCUCUACGUGGCUUGAAACCACGCAGCACCGUCGUCAUCGGCACCAAUGGAUCAGCAGCAGCGGUAGGGGUUAGUACUCCCAAUGUUCAAUCGCCGGAAAAUCGAGUCGGACAAUCUGUAUUCUACGACUGCCUGGACGCCAGCCCAAUGGUGGAGAAGAAAGUAGCGAAAUCUCCCUGUCCGACGGAAACGGACGACGACGUGUCCGAUAUCGAUCAGGAAUGUACGAUCUUCAGUGGUGUGACCUACCUGGGUGCGACCCGGAUCAAUGCUCCGAAGUCGGAAAAGGAAAUCCUGCAGAAGGUAGCGGAAAUGAAUGGCAGUUCCAGCAUAUCGCCCCUCGGUAUGAAGGUGUCCGUUAGCAUCCCGACUCGCUCGGAAGGACUAGUGGUGCUCUACGACGGGGAAACAAACACUGUCGUGGCGACCUACGAGGUUCAGCGGAUUCUGUUCUUUGUUCGGGGCCCGGUCAAGUCGGCGAACCAGGCGUGCUUUGCGUUUACCUGGUCCCACGGAGAAUCACAGGAAACUGCCACUCACCAGUGCCAUGUCUUCAGAUGUAACAUCCCGGAAGCGGUCACCCAAGUUAGCGCUUGCUUCGCCAAGGCCUUCCAGCGUGUGCUUCCCCCGAGUAUUCCGGCUAGUAUGACAACGUCGCUGGCAGACAUCAGUACCAACGUUAUGUUGUCCUCGAUCACCUCGGACAGUGCCGGCAAUCCGAUCCAGUCUGCAAUGUACGAAUUUAGCAUUUCGCUUGAGAUCAAGGAAAAGGAGAAAAGUGGCUACAUUACCGUGCCCAGGGAUGCCAAGUCCAGUUUCCGGCUACGGUGCAACACCGAUAAGGAGGUUAGCAUAGUGGUGAAACAGAUUCCAUCGGAACAGUAUCCUCCGUUGUACAUCGAGCGAUGUUUUGGUGUGCUGCUGAGCCCUGGGAAAAUUGUCCGACAAGCUGAUAUGCAAUUAUUGGAUAUGGUUACCAUGGGCUACAUCAACACAGACACGACUGUGCCACCGGCUCCGAAUCCAAUGACGGCUUCGAUUACAUCGCUAACGGCUGCUGCCAGCUACGCUCAGAACCCGUACCAGAUCCGGGCCGAGUGGAAAGCAAAUGACAAAGCGUUCGAACAGCUCAAUACGGAAACGCAGAAGAAAUCUCUAACCGUGGCAGUUGAUCUAGUCAUCAAGGGUAUCCAGGAACCGGUACGGUUCGUUAUCGAAACGUCAGUAAUGAUCCUGUCGCAAAGCGAAUUACGAAUCAUGCAAAAUCUCUUCACCAACAAACGACUGUUGGUGAUGCACUACUAUCUGACGCUGAAGGAGAGUGACGAGGGCAACUGGAAGGUGGAAUCAAUUGAUCAUUCAGAUGAGAUCGUCGAACCAACACCGCCGGCAUCGCUUUCGUUGAAUCUAAACUUCAAAACAUGGACGUUCAAAACGUCCGCAAGUGUGCAAUCGAUGGAGUUUGACGACUCCAGUCCGGAGUAUAGUUCCGACGGGGACGAACCGCUACUGAGUGGAACCGGAGAAGUUUCCAAGGAAUGUUCCAGCGCUCUGCUGGAAGAUUGGAACGAGAUAUUGGUGGAAUGGGAUCGAGACCAUUUGGAUAAGCGACCGAAGAACCUGGCGAAUUUGGUUCGUAGUGGAAUACCGGACAUUCUGCGGGGAACGAUUUGGCAAAAGUUAGCCAACGUGGAGAACAAGACGGAUAUGGCCGAUUCCUAUCGUAUACUGAUUACCAAAGAAACGAGCUGUGAGAACGUGAUUCAGCGGGAUAUUAACAGGACAUUUCCGGCGCAUAGGUACUUUAAGGAUACCGGUGGAAUGGGGCAGGACAGUUUGUACAAGGUGUCCAAGGCGUACGCUGUGUACGAUACGGAAGUUGGCUACUGCCAGGGGUUGAGCUUCAUAGCAGCCAGUUUGUUGCUUCAUAUGCCCGAGGAAGAAGCCUUCUGUGUCCUGGUAGCCCUCAUGUACAACUACGGCCUUCGUGAUAUGUACAAAAUGGGGUUCGAAUCUCUGUACCUGCGGUUGUACCAACUGAACCGUCUUAUGAAGGAUCAACUGCCGGAUCUUUACGAACACUUUCUCAACACGGGUGUCGAGUCACACAUGUUCGCCAGCCAGUGGUUCCUGACGCUGUUCACAGCACGCUUCCCGCUGUACUUUGUGUUCUCCAUUCUGGAUGCGUUCCUGUUGGAUGGGGUCACGGUGCUCUUUCAGGUCGCUAUUACGUUGCUCUCUGUGUGCAAGAAGGAUCUCCUAGAGCUGGACUUUGAGGGGAUCCUGAAGUACUUCCGUGUGACACUGCCGAAGAAAUGUCGGAGCGAAAACCAGGCCAAGAAGUUGAUGAAGCUCUCUUUUGAAUGUAAGGUGAAGAAGAUGAAAAAGUACGAGUUGGAGUACAUCGCCAAGAAGGAGGAAAACGAGCGUAAAGAACGAGAAAUGAAGCAAUACGAGCUGCGUUUCCACGAGGAAAAAGGAAAGAUGCAGCAGGAGAUUGUGGUUCUGAAUGAGAAACUGGAGGCAAUAGCGAAGGAGGAAAAGAAGAGCAACGGGAUUAUCGCAGAUUACAAGCAAAUUAUCCAGCGACAAGAACAUGAGAAUAAUAAACUUCAUCAAAUGUUGGAAGAUUUGACGAAAACCGUAUCCGGAUGUUCAAAAUGUUCAUCCAGCAUACCAAAAUCAUCGCCGUUACAUAAAACGUAUGGCAAAAAUCUGCAGCAUGCUAACAGCGAGAACAACAAUGAUCAAACCAUCCACCAGACGGAAAGUAAUCUCGGGCCAUUGGAUCCACUGUUGAUUGCAACGCAACGGAUACGAGAACUGGAGCUGGAGUUAGCUCAAACCAAGCUGGCUCAGGUUGAAGCCGAGUGUAAAAAUCAGGAUCUUCAUCACCAACUAACCACAACACUGACCGAGCUACAAACGAACCGCAGUAGCUGGCAGCCGUGGUUUUCGAAAACGCUAAACUCGAUACAGGAGAAGGUGGUAACGAGGCGUGAUGUGAACGCUCCGAUGCCCACGUUCCAAUCCUACACUGAUUCAAGUGUAAAAUUGCGCGAACAUUCCCAUACCCUACCGGUGCAGACGCAGCUGCGGAACAAGCUGAACCAGCGCCACAGCCUUGGACAGACGGGCUUCGAAGCAGCCUGUGGCGAUGACAUCGUUCGUGCGGGGAAUAUCGGGCUUGGUGGCACCGGCGAUGGCAGACCAGGAGCGGGCAAUAAAGAGCACGUCAUAUUUGGGGAUUCCGCACAACGGUGUAACAGUCUGAAGUAAAUCCAGCCAGCAGCUUGUCGCAGACCACAAAUACGACACUGCAUCACUCUCACAACUGAUUCUCCGGAAGGAAGAAAGCAAACUUAAGAAUACAUAACUAUUUUAAUAACAGCAUAUUAGGUACAUAUAAUAGCAGAGCCAGCAGAUAGCACGACGCCAUGAUAUUUGACCGAGGAGGAGCAAGUGACGCAGUUGGAGCAGUUUAUUAGCAUGCAUAGAACCAACCUGGUAUUCGGAGAGUGACAAAUAUGUUCGUCGCCCAGCAUUUUUGGUGCUUGAUUUUAUUUCACAUACAGAUCGCCGGCAUAUGCUUAAUAUGAUCGUGAAGAAUUUUCGUUUUGAGUGGAUUACGAGUCCCAUUUAUAUCUGAUGCUUAGACGUAAGAUUGAUCUUAAUCAUUGGUUUUUAUCGUACUGUGUUACCCUUUUCCAAGAUUUUCCACUAAUCGGUAAUCGCUCUGUUAGAAUGUGAAAAAGCAUAUCUUUCGAUAUAUGUAUUAAUAAGCUAAACCCGUUGAUGUUAGCCUACCGGUGGGGUUUAGUGUUAUAAUUUAUUUGUAGUUUUGUUUUCAAAGCAACAUAACUUGUACUGUAAUCAAACUAGUGGAACGGAAGGGAAUUCGCAGCCUGCAAGAACAACGCAUUUUUUCAAUGAAUUCAAUAUACCUAUUAUCAGGAGGAAAAUUUUUGCUAAGUAGAAAAUAGAUCGAGCAUACACCCCCCACAAUCGCGCACUGUUUGGACUUUUUACAUCAACAAUAUUGCAUAAUCUACGGCGCAGUUACCUACCUACCAACUUUUCCCGAUAAUCUUGUUUUAUGUUCUCUGUAUGAAUUUGUUGGCACCUAACGUAGAGAAAGUAGUAGCGAAAUUUUAGAUGGGAAAGAGUAAGUAGAUCAGCGUUGACAGAAUUUAAUCGAUCUAAAAUAAUUAUUACAUCCACAAAAAAAUAACAAGUACUUUCCGUGACUAUCUUUGUUCGUCAUAACACGUUAUAUGCAGGAUUUAUCAAAAAGAAGAAUACAAGUAAAAUGGAUAAAGUCAAGCAUUAUUUAAAGUAUCAC
This is a messenger RNA of Ochlerotatus camptorhynchus, 5201 nucleotides long. RefSeq names its product GTPase activating protein and centrosome-associated (gene GAPcenA). NCBI's taxonomy places the organism in Eukaryota, Metazoa, Arthropoda, Insecta, Diptera, Culicidae. Bases 260 to 4138 code for a protein of 1292 amino acids. The record is from RefSeq and is a predicted model, not a curated record. The transcript is spliced from 9 exons.